This is a messenger RNA of Xenia sp. Carnegie-2017, 2191 nucleotides long. Its product is annotated as cytosolic phospholipase A2-like. The record is from RefSeq and is a predicted model, not a curated record. Gene Ontology annotation, biological process: glycerophospholipid catabolic process. The transcript has 10 exons. Gene Ontology annotation, molecular function: calcium ion binding; calcium-dependent phospholipid binding. Gene Ontology annotation, cellular component: cytosol; Golgi apparatus; endoplasmic reticulum. NCBI's taxonomy places the organism in Eukaryota, Metazoa, Cnidaria, Anthozoa, Malacalcyonacea, Xeniidae. The coding region runs from base 872 to 1831 and encodes 319 amino acids.
GAUAACCUUGAAAAGGUCUAUUGACAUUUGCUUCAUUUGUUACGAUUGCAAACUUGACAAAACAAAGGAACUCUUUAUUCAGAGUUUUUCUUUUCUAUGGAGGGUUCUAUAGUGCUCUCGAAACAACAAACCUUUCACUCGCAAAUGCCAACGAGCAAUUUUCUUCCCAGACCGAUAUUUUGGCAAAUAUUUUGGCAAAUAUAGACGAGGAAUCUACACGUAAACCUGGUAGAAACGCUAUUGUUGCUUCGGAUUCUCCUUCAGGAACAUUAGAUCGAAUGUUAGACCGAAAUACAUCAAAAUCUGACGAAAUGAAAAACUCUAAUGAUCAAACGGGUGAAUUUGAAAGAUUCGAGAACGUCGAACUUGAAAAGGAAGAGAAACAUCCUGAACCCAAAAAGAAGUACCGUAUGCAGAAGAAUAAUCCAUACUAUUUCCAGCAUCCCUACUGCCGACUGAUUAUUGCUUAUGUUAUUGUCUUUCUCAAUUUCCUGAUAUAUGCAGAAGAUCCUGUGUCACACAGUGUGGUUGAAGCCAAAUUACCUGUUGUGGGAAAUGAUGUUGGUUUUCUAAUCUUUAGAUAUCCACCUAGAGGAUGGUUUGUGCUGAAACUCUUCUUUUUCUUAUGUGGUGUAAUAACUGGCAUGUUGAUUGGGAAGUUUAUAACCCACAAGCGUUUUAUAUGGAGAUUUCUCAAACUGCGCAUGUUCCAUGUUUUGUCCCAUAAAGAAAAGAUUGAACGAAGUUAUGGAAUGGUGUUUUGAAUGGGUGGAAUUUACGCCUUUCGAAUAUGGCUCUCGAAGACUUGGUGUUUUUGGAAAAACGUCACACUUUGGCGUAAAGUAUUACAAAGGCCGUUUAGUUACAGAGUAUGGCGAACCUCCAUUGCAUUUUCUGCAAGACAGGUGUAUGGGGAAGUGCUUUCAGCAUCAUAUUGAAUUCAUUGAAAGACGAUGACGAAAAACGUGGCAAAAAUCACAAAGAUGAAUUAGUGUCUGCAAUCAAGAUAGAUGUUGAUAACUGUAAGACAGAAGAAAAUGACAGCGAAGACGAAGACAAAGACAAAAAUAAACCCGAAGACGAAGUAGACAAUAAAGGUUGGGUGACGCAGAUGUUGAACCCCAAAAAUAUUUUUGCAACUCGCAAAGGAAAAGCCGCUGAAUGCUUUGACUUUUGCCGUGGACUCAAGUUAAAAAACAAAAACGGAACUGUUGGUGGUAAGGACGCUGUAUUCAAGAACAAAACCAUGUGUGUUGUUGAUAGUGGUAUAGCUUUCAAUUCACCAUUUCCUGUUCUACUGAGACCAGAAAGAAAAGUUGAAUUAAUUUUGUCGUUCGACUUCAGUCAAAGAGAUAAUGGAGACAAAGAACCUCCUUUUCAUGAACUGUUGAAAGCAGAGAAAUGGGCAAGAGAAAAUAAAUAUCCCUUUCCAAAUAUUAAGGAUAAUCCGUUGGUCAAAGAUUCAGAGGCCAAAGAUUCUGAAAUUCGUGAAUGUUAUGUAUUUAAAGAUGAAAAUGAUCCGAAUUGCCCAACAAUUUUACAUUUUCCAAUUGUAAACAACUCCUUUCGAGAGUAUCUUAGCCCAGGUGUGAAGAGAGAGAAAGAUGACGACAUAAAGUUUGCAAACUUUGACAUUUUUGACGACCCCGAUGAGCCUUAUUCCUCCUUCAAAUUUGAAUACAAGCUCAAAACGUUCGAAAGAUUGCAUGAACUAAUAAAAUACAAUACGCUCGUAAGCAUUGAUCUGAUCAAGGGAAAAAUAAUCGAUAUUGUAAAGUACAGGCGAAAGCACAGAAAGUAUGCUAAGAAACACUCAGGAAAAAAAUGUUAACAAUAGUUUUAGUCCCUUCACUUGUAUACCAAUAUACCAAAAUAAUCCACAUCGUAUAAACCAACCUAACAUUUAAACUAUUAUUUGUUAGUGCCCGUUUGUAGUGUUAGUAGAUUAAUUUGCUUUAUUAUUUGUAAUUCCACAGACUUACAUUUGUAUUACAUAAUAAGCGUGUAUGUAUUUGAUGUAGUACUUACGUACGAGUAAAGCUCAUAAAUAAAUAUGAUCAAAAGUUCAUAAUAAGUAAUAUCUUACAUUUACUUUUCUACCUCCAAAGUCCUAGCUUUAUAUUCAGGCUGUUUUCUAAUGUAAGUACUUACGUAGAGAUAAAAUUCACAAAUAAAUACAAUCAAAAGUUCA